Bipolaris maydis ATCC 48331 is the source of this 753-nucleotide messenger RNA. RefSeq lists its product as uncharacterized. The record is from RefSeq and is a predicted model, not a curated record. NCBI's taxonomy places the organism in Eukaryota, Fungi, Ascomycota, Dothideomycetes, Pleosporales, Pleosporaceae.
AUGAGCGCCAUCAUCUCGACUAGCAUAUUGACUGCAGACACGCUCCAAAAUAGCCCUGUAGACAUUUGGAAUCAUGCCAAGAUCACGAGACUUCGGCAAUUGGAACAAGCAGACUUGGGCCAUGAUUUACAAGACAGAUGGGUCCAUAUUCGCGAGGACACAACUGCAUAUACGUCUUUGACCGGUCUAAGCGUAGUAGGCCUGCAAGCUGACAGUGUCGCAAACUUUUCGGUUGUUUACGAAUACAUGUAUGCAGACUGCAAAGCCCAAAUACGAGGCAGUGGCGAUGAGGUCAAAGCAUACCUAGACCGUCAAAUCCCUCGCUCAGGAUUGAAUGGCUCGCUAAUAUUGCCAUCCGGCUGGCCUUACAAGCUUUCCGAGCUCUCUAUCCAGCUCAAUAGAGACACUGACACGAUCGACCGACUUUUCAACGUGUCCUAUCUCAAUCCCAUUUUCGGACAAUUGUACUACCAGAGUAGCUUCUUCCUCGUCAGCCCUCAAAAUCUAUCCACCACCUGGGCAACUACUGGGUACUUGUUCUAUGGUACUAGAGAUGGGUACAAUGAACGAACCAUGUUUUUGUACAAGUGCGCACUCCAUGACAUGGAGAUUGAAGCCAACACUAUUUGCAGUUCGGCUGCAUGUCGGACCAGUCGGCUACGACGGCCCCUCAAUCCAAAGCUCAAGCAAGUUUAUCCGCCCACAGAUACCCAAGGAUACAAUGUCAAUGGUGAGGGCCGCCCUGGACUAUAA